Messenger RNA from Olea europaea var. sylvestris, 1971 nucleotides. RefSeq names its product putative lysine-specific demethylase JMJ16. The record is from RefSeq and is a predicted model, not a curated record. The coding region runs from base 151 to 1956 and encodes 601 amino acids. The transcript is spliced from 8 exons. Gene Ontology annotation, molecular function: histone H3K4me/H3K4me2/H3K4me3 demethylase activity. Gene Ontology annotation, cellular component: nucleus. NCBI's taxonomy places the organism in Eukaryota, Viridiplantae, Streptophyta, Magnoliopsida, Lamiales, Oleaceae. Gene Ontology annotation, biological process: chromatin remodeling.
GGGGGAAAAAAUUAUAUAUAAAUAAAAUAAACAAGGGUUUUAAGAAAAUGUAAAUUCUUAUUAAGGUGUGGAAAUUCGUUUUAUUUUCCAGUCAGAUUGAAUAUCAUCCAUCCGAAAAGGGCUCUAUUUUGUUUUCCAGUUACAGGGCUGAUGAGUACGAAAGGCAGAAUACCUACUGGCUAUGACAAUGCAAAAACCCUCUCAGUUCCACCUGGUUUUGCGUCACGAACAGCCUUUACAUUAAAGAAGGUGGCAGACAGUGGGGAAGCUACUAAUUUAACGGUUGUUGACAGAGAAUUUAAACCGGAGCCAAACAAGAUGGAUUCUCUUCUUAACAAUUCAGACAUUGAAAACUUCAAGACUUCAUUCAGGCACAGACCAUGGAUACUUCACGACCAAUUUGAUCGUGCUUCAGAGAAAUGUGACUCUGAACUUGGCAUGAAUUUCCCAUUGAGAGUUCAUCUUCCGAAAGGAGUGAUUCGAGGAUGUCCAACUUGCCAUGAUUGUCAGAAGGUUAUCGCUAGGUGGCGUCCUGAAGAGUCGCGCUUGCCUGAACUUGAAGAUGCUCCAGUAUUUCAUCCUACUGAAGGGGAGUUCGAGGACAUGUUGAAAUAUAUUGCAGAGAUACAUUCAAAAGCGGAGAACUAUGGGAUAUGCCGCAUUGUUCCUCCUCCUUCCUGGCACCCACCUUGCCUUCUUAAAGAGAAGAUGACAUGGGAAACACAAAAAUUUAACACUUAUAUACAACAGAUUGAUGGCCUUCAACGUUUGUCUUCAAAGAGAAAACCACGUAGGUUUCAUGAGAAGAUGGAAGCUAAAAGGCCCAAAAUUUUGAGUGGGGAUCUUGAGUCUUCUGCAGACACGAAUGAAGCUAAAUGCUUUACUAUAAGCUCUGAUUUUGAAUCUGGACCAAAGUUCACACUGGAAAGUUUUAAAAAGCAUGCUGAUGAAUUCAAGAGCCAAUACUUUUGCAAUAUUGACACGGUUACAGAUCCAAAUGUAAACUCAAUUACUGUCCAAGAGCUGCAUGAACCAUCAUUGCUAAGCAUAGAGGGUGAAUAUUGGCGGAUAAUUGAGAAUCCGAGCGAAGAAAUAGAGGUGCUUUGUGGUACUAAUUUGAAAGCUCAAGCCUUGAGAAGUGGGUUUCCUGUAAAACCUAGUGCAGCAGAAAUGCCUGAGUGUUCUAAAUACGUGGAAUCCAAUUGGAACUUGAAUAAUAUCCCCAAGCUUCCUGGUUCUCUUCUGUCAUUUGAAAGCUGUGAUAAUUCUGCCAUCUUAGUCCCUCAGCUGUCAAUGGGGAUGUGCUUUGCAUCACAUUGUUGGAGAACGGAGGAGCACCACUUGUACUCAUUAUGUUACAUGCACUUGGGUUCCCCUAAAGUAUUUUAUGGAAUCCCAGGAAGAUACUGCUUCAAGUUUGUUGAAGUUGUAAAAAGGCAGUUUCCCCAGAUAUGCCUAUCAGAGCAUCCUGAGUUGCUCCAUGAGCUUGUCACUCAAAUUUCUCCCUCUACUCUGAUGUCCGAGGGCAUACCUGUGUAUCGUUGUGUGCAGAAUCCCUUGGAAUUUAUUGUCAUUUUCCCUGGAGCAUACCAUUCAGAAUUUGAUUGUGGUUUCAAUUGUUCAGAAUCAGUACAUUUUGCUCCUUUUUACUGGUUACCUCAUGGCCAGAACAUUGCAGAAUUAUACAGUGGACAGUAUAGGAAGACAUCUAUUUCACAUGAUAAGCUGUUGCUGGGAGCAGCCAAGGCAGCUGCAGGAGUACUGUGGGAAUCUUCUGCAUUAAAAAAAGAAAAUAUUAAUCAUCAACUCUGGAAAACUGUCUGCGGAAAGGAUGGGAUCUUGGUAAAAGCACUUAAGGUAUGCUGUUACUUUCAUGAUUCUACUAAUAACUGGAAGCCGUUGCAUGGGACGCUUAUGUCAAUUGAUAUCAUAUUUCGCAUAAUAUUCUCGUGUUGACUGCCCUCGUAAGAU